Oryzias latipes (Japanese medaka) is the source of this 6398-nucleotide messenger RNA. It is a transcript of the gene sos2, whose product is annotated as son of sevenless homolog 2 (Drosophila). Gene Ontology annotation, biological process: Ras protein signal transduction. Gene Ontology annotation, molecular function: protein heterodimerization activity; guanyl-nucleotide exchange factor activity. Gene Ontology annotation, cellular component: plasma membrane. NCBI's taxonomy places the organism in Eukaryota, Metazoa, Chordata, Actinopteri, Beloniformes, Adrianichthyidae. The record is from RefSeq and is a predicted model, not a curated record.
CGUGCGUGCCAGGACGCGCAGCGCGGAGUUGGUACGAACAUCUUCAGACCGAAAACACUCCGGCUGCUGCGCUCACCGAUGUGCCGCGGACCGCUCACUGUCUGUCGGAUCUGACGCGGGAUUUGACAUGUUCGAGCUGCGGGGAUGACGGCUGAACGCGGAGCGGGCGGCGCAGGAGAACGUGUGCCUUCUUCGGAGCAGAACGGGUCGGGAGCCCCGGAGCAGGACUCGGAGCGCUUGGAGGCCAGCAGAAGCCUGAAGCGCCAGUUAGCCUACUAGCUAGCAAGCUAGCCAUCUAAUGUUACAAGUAUUUAGGGAGCAAAUAACCAAACGUAACUCGUAGCUGUAGGUAGCCUGUAGUUAGUAGGGGAGCUGUUUUGUUUGGCCUCCUACUUAAAUGUGCCUGUUUAGUUUUUGUUUUAUUUUAGUAGCAUUUGCUUGAAUAACACUUAGCAAGAUUGUUGUUAGCCAUUAGCAUCGUAGCUAGCCAUUGCCCGUAUUUACAGCAGCAACAAGCUAGCUGCGUUAGCCGCUUAGCUAGCGAAUUAACUUUUAUUGCUACAUGUGCUGAUUUUCUUUCAAAGCCAGUUCUUUGCAGUUGAAGUCAACUCGUCUUUGGACUCGCAGUGCAGUUUAGCUUUACUCGAUAGAUUCGUGAACAAGCCAGUGUGACUUUUCCCACCGUGCCUGCCCCGGACGGACCCACCCUUAAGGACUAUCUACCCGGGGCCGAUGCUGACACCUCAGCCCGGAUCACGGCCACGCCAGGAGCCGCUACAGCGAUGCAGCCGCAGCAGAUCUACGACUUUUCAAGUGAAGAGAACAGUCAGAAAUGGAGAGGCCUCUUCGUGCAAGCUUUACGAAAGGUGCAGAAGCAGGUCCACCCAAACCUGACGGCUAAGGAGGACGCUCUCCAGCAUGUGGAGGAGCUGAUCCUGCAGCUCCUCAACAUGCUCUGUGUGGCCCAGCCCCGCACGGUCCAGGAUGUGGAGGAGCGCGUGCAGAAAACGUUCCCCCAUCCCAUAGAUAAGUGGGCCAUUAAUGACGCGGCGGCGGCCAUCGAGAAACGCAAGAGAAGGAACCCUUUGCUUCUUCCUGUGGACAAGAUUCACCCGCUGCUUAAGGAGGUUUUGGGCUACAAGGUGGACUACCAUGUGUCCCUGUACAUCGUGGCGGUGCUUGAAUACAUAUCAGCAGACAUCCUCAAGCUGGCUGGAAACUACGUCUGCAACAUCCGGCACUUUGAAAUCAGCCAGCAGGACAUCAAGGUAUCCAUGUGUGCGGACAAGGUGCUGAUGGACAUGUUUGACCAGGAGGAGGACAUCGGCCUGAUGUCACAGAGCACGGAGGAGCCCUCGGCCUCCGAGGAGGUCACCUACGACGACCUGGUGAGGCUCGAGAUCGCGGAGGAGCGGCAGUACCUGCGAGAGCUCGACCUCAUCAUCAAGGUGUUCCGACAUCACUUCAUGACCAACCCCAAAAUCUUCACACCUCAGGACGUGGAGGUGAUCUUCAGCAACAUUCUGGACAUCCAUGAACUGACCGUGAAGCUGCUGGGGCUGAUCGAGGAUGCGGUGGAGAUGACCGCUGACGGAUGUCCUCAUCCGCUGGUGGGAAGCUGCUUUGAAGACCUGGCAGAGGAGCAAGCGUUUGACCCCUACGAGAUCCUGUCUCAGGACAUCCUGAGCAAAGACUUUCACGAGCACUUCAACAACCUGAUGGCACGCUCCACCGUUGGCCUCUACUUCCAGUCAGUUGCAGAGGGCUUCAAAGAAGCCGUCCAGUAUGUCCUCCCCCAGCUGAUGAUGGUCCCAGUUUACCACUGUCUGCACUACUUUGAGCUGCUGCAGCAACUUCAGGAACGCAGCAAAGACCAAGACGACAGGGAAUGUCUGAAACAGGCCAUCACUGCGCUGCUGAACCUUCAGUGCAGCAUUGAGCGCAGCUACAACAAGCACCAGCCUCGCCGUAAACCCGGCGAGCCCAUGUACCGCCUGUACAGCAGGCAGAACCGCAGCAAGCAGCUCGCCAUCAAGCGCAUGAACGAGAUCCAGAAGAGCAUCGACGGCUGGGAGGGCAAAGACAUCGGCCAGUGUUGCAGCGAGUUCAUCCUGGAGGGGCCGCUCAUAAGAGCCGGCGCCAAGCACGAGAGGCACAACUUCCUGUUCGAUGGCCUCAUGAUCAGCUGCAAGGCCAAUCAGAGCUCCCGGCUCCCGGGGGCGGGAAACGGGGCGGAGUACCGCCUGAAGGAGAAGUUCGUGCUGAGGAAGGUCCGCAUCGUGGACCGGGACGACUCCGCCGACCUGCGGCAUGCCUUUGAGCUGAUGGGCAAGGACGAAAACUGCGCCGUUUUCUGCGCACGGACAGCAGAGGAGAAGGAUUCGUGGAUGGCGGCGCUGAUGACUCUCCAGUACCGGUCCACGUUGGAUCGCAUGUUGGACACGGCGCUGCACACGGAGGAGCAGGAGCACCCGCUCCGGCUGCCCUCCCCAGAUGUUUACCGCUUCGCGGUUCAGGACUCUGAGGAGAACAUCGUGUUCGAAGACAAACUGCAGAGCAAAACCGGCAUCCCCAUCAUAAAGGCCGGCACUGUGGUGAAGCUGAUCGAGAGGCUGACGUACCACAUGUACGCCGAUCCCAACUUCGUGCGAACCUUUUUGACCACCUACCGAUCCUUCUGCAAACCGCAGGAGCUGCUCUCGCUGCUCAUCGACAGGAUCGAGAUUCCCGAGCCGGAGCCCAGCGAGGAGGACCUUCAGGCUCUGUGGAACGGCGAGCAGCCGAUGGCAGCCGAGCUUCAGAGGUUCAGGAAAGAAUACGUGCAGCCUGUCCAGCUCAGGGUCCUCAACGUUUUCCGUCAGUGGGUGGAGCAUCAUUUCUACGACUUUGAGAACGACCCGGACCUGAGAAGUCGCUUGGAGGAUUACAUCACCAGCAGAAUUCAACUCAGAGGUAAAUCCAUGAGGAAGUGGGUGGAGUCCAUCAACAAGAUCAUCAGGAGGAAGCUGCAGACUCAGCUGAACGGCGUCAGCCACAACAUCACCUUCGAGAGCUCGCCCCCUCCCAUCCAGUGGCACAUCUGCACGGCGGGCCAGGUGGAGCAGUUCGACCUCAUGACCCUUCAUCCCAUCGAGAUCGCUCGCCAGCUCACGCUGAUCGAGUCCGACCUGUACAGAGCCGUCCGGCCGUCGGAGCUGGUCGGAAGCGUUUGGACCAAAGAGGACAAAGAGAAGAACUCUCCGAACCUGCUGCGGAUGAUCCGCCACACCACCAACCUCACGCUGUGGUUCGAGAAGUGUAUCGUGGAAACCAUGAACCUGGAGGAGCGGGCCGCCGUCCUGUCGCGGGUCAUCGAGAUUUUGCAGGUUUUCCAGGAGCUCAACAACUUCAACGGCGUUCUUGAGGUGGUCAGCGCCAUCAACUCUGUGCCGGUCUACAGGCUGGACCACACCUUUGAGGCCAUACCAGAGAGGAAAAGGAAAGUCCUGGAGGACGCCGUGGAUCUGAGUCAGGACCAUUUCAAAAAGUACCUGAUUAAGCUGAAGUCCAUCAACCCCCCCUGCGUGCCUUUCUUUGGUAUCUACCUAACCAACAUCUUGAAGACGGAGGAGGGAAACCCCGACUUCCUGAAGCGCCACGGCAAAGACCUGAUCAACUUCAGCAAGAGGAGGAAAGUGGCGGAAAUCACAGGGGAGAUCCAGCAGUACCAGAACCAGCCGUACUGUCUGAGGAUGGAGCAGGACAUCCGGAGGUUCUUCGAGAACCUGAACCCCAUGGGCUCCAAGAGCGAGAAGGAGUUUUCCGACUACCUGUUCAAGAUGUCUCUGGAGAUCGAGCCCCGCAACUGCAAGCAGCCCCCCCGAUUUCCCAGGAAGACCAUGUACACCCUGAAGUCCCCGGGCAUCCGGCCCGUCCGGACGUCCACAGCCGGCACCCUGAAGAGCCACCCCUUCCCCCUGGAGCGGGAGCCCCCCCACAAGACCUUCCGCAGCAUAGCCCCCGCCGCCACCGAGACCGAGCUGGACCCCCCGGCCUCCGUCUCGGUCCCCACCUCCCCCAACUCCCCCACGCCCCCGCAGUCGGCCUCCUCGGACCCCUGCCCCGUCUUCAACGACCUGGACGCCGGCGGCGGUGAGUUCAGCGGCUCUGCCGAGCGCCGGUCCAAAGCCGCUCAUUUACCCAACCUGAACCUGAACGUUUCCACCGCAGGUCCCCCCAACUCGGCUCUGCAGCUCUCAAAGAUGCAGUUCGCCUCCUGCGGGAGUCUGCACCAGCUGGUGGAGGAGCUGAGGCCGCCUCCUCUACCCCCCCGACGGAAAGACGCCACGUCUGAAGCUAAACUGAUCUCCCGAUCAGAGAGCCCCCCCGCCAUCCCUCCCCGGCUGCCCCCCCCACCUCCCAGGAACCAGCCGAGGCAGACGCUCUACAACAGCCCCUCCCCCGACGGACCCCUGCCCAGCCCUCCACCUCCUCCUCCACGAGACCCGCUCCCCGACACCCCCCCGCCGGUCCCACAGCGCCCCCCGGAGAUCUUCAUCAACUACCCCCUGAACCCGCAGCCCUCCCCUGGGGGGCGGUACCACUGGGACAUCUGCACCUCCCCCAGCUCGCCCAACACGCCCCCCAGCACGCCGUCUCCUCGCGUCCCCAGGCGGAGCUGCCCCGGCCAGAACAGCCUCUGCCCCGCCCCCAUCACCGCCCCACCCAUCCCGCCCCGUCACAACUACAGCCCGCAGCUCCCCAAGCUCCCCCCAAAGACCUACAAGCGGGAGGCGCUGCAGCCCCCCCUGCAAGGCCUGUCAUUGGUGGAGAACACGGAGAGCAGCCAAUAAGACCGCUGCCCCCUCCCCCUCCUCCAGCACACCUCUCAGGUGAUUUGAGACUUUGGCCCCCCCAUCCACCCUUCGUGCCAGCUUACAGAUGGGGGAGUCAGCUUUGCCCCCACCCUCACCAAAGUGGGGGGGUAGAUCAGAUCUGGACUCCAUGGUUGAGGUGCAGAAGUCUUACUUUUAUGCAGGAGGGGGGGGGCCUUAUUUGUUAUAUGUGACACUACGAAGCCCCAGCAAGAGGUAAAAGCCCCCCACCACCCCCGCCCCCUCCCGCUGUACACUGUGACUUAAUCGUAGCAAGUCGAGCUCGGCCGAGUCACUUCAGCUGAAGCCACAACACGUUGCCUUUCAAAACAGAGCUGACCUCUGACCCCCGGGGGGGGCACUCUUUUGCACUUCAGGUCCAGGCCAAGCCGUGGGUUUGAGUCCGGACGUCACACGUUUGAGUGCGGACGCUGCAGCCAGACCCAUGACCCGUUCAGUGGACACUGUGCCCCCCCCCCACGCUCUUUUUCAAACUUUGCACUGGAAGGUCGCGUUCCCCCACCAAAGCUGGGUCUGCCCCCCCCCACAAAGAUGCCGGCUUCUCCUGGGUCUGAGCGCGCUCAGAUGUGCCUUUUCUACAUGUACGCGCUGACUGUACAUGCGUGUGGAGACUGUAUGUAUAGAACCCAUGUACACACUAACGGACCCCCCCUCCCCUCCCCCGUCCGCUCACGUGUCCCGAUGAUCCGAUGCUGCUACGGUCGGAGGAAUCGAACCUUCUCUCCUGAACUGACGGACACUCUGCAGGUGAGACACCGAGGAAAGCCAUCGUUGGAGAACCCGCUUUGGUUCCACCAGAAACCUUCAGCCCCCCCUUUCCCCGCCCCGCCCCGCCCCCGCUGGGCAGCGGCGGGGACCGACCCGCCGGAUGUUUUGGAGCUUAGUGAAGAAUUUGGACUUUUUUUUCUUUCUUUGUUUUUUUUUCUUGGCAGAAACACUUUGUGCACUUUAGGCUGUACUGUUGAAAGCGGCGGUUGCCGCGGCGACCGCUGAACUCGCGCCAACACGCAUCAGGGCAGACAAACUCCACCCCCUCACACACACACGCCUCCACUCCCCCCCCGCUCUGGAAACGCAGAGCCGUCCUCCCGUUUGGACGCGGCGAGAACCGAACGUUUUGGUGGAACCGGUGCGGGGGGGGUGGGGGGGGUGGUUCUCCUGCAGCGGCCCGGUCCGGCAGCCGCUCUGCUCCGUGGUUUGUGGCCUUUUAACUGCUUUGUAUUAACGGUCUUGAUGAGAUUAAUAAAUCACCCAGUCUUAUUCUGAGCUCUUUCCUUCAUUUGGACCUGAGUUCUUCAUUGAAAACCCAAAAAAGACCCUCAAACACCAACGUUCUAGCCGAGGGUUCGAGUCCGGCUGACCGUUCCUGGUCUGCUGAGAUGUUUCCAUCCCUCCAGGUCGGACCUUUUCAUGUCACGUCUUUCAUCCUGACCUUCUGCUUUCUCAAAGCCUCCAAACAUUCAAUCAUUUUAAUUUGAAAAUCUCACAAGAGAAACCCGUCAAAAUAAAAGCCCUGUAAGUUCA